This is a messenger RNA of Tuber aestivum (summer truffle), 3762 nucleotides long. The record is from the annotation of a GenBank genome assembly. NCBI's taxonomy places the organism in Eukaryota, Fungi, Ascomycota, Pezizomycetes, Pezizales, Tuberaceae.
UGCCCGCUUGGCUAUCAGCCCAUAAACCCUGCCAUGGACACGAGGUCAUUGGCCAUGGAGUCGAAAUUGUGCCCCUUUCAGGCCCACCCGUGUCAUAGUUUAAGUUUCUACUUUGCAUGCACAGUAUUGGGCGAUCAUGCCUGUGGCAGCCAAGACGAAUACUGCUGCUGUGCUCACUCUAGGGUACGGGUGCUCGACUAAUGUCGUGAGAAAUUGUAUAUAAGCCGCCGGCAGCCGAAGCUCUCUACGAGCACGGACAAAACGAGAGUGCGAUUCACCCACAGAUACUAUUCCGCGCCUAUCUGAAGAUAGGCGUUUUGAACAAAAAUGGUUCGCCUAGGAGGAAUUCUCGCGAGUCUAGCUGUCAUAGCUUCCGGAGUGGUAGCGUAUGCGGCUCCCAACCAUCCCCCGCGCCUCAACCCUCGAAGUACACAUUUGUAUCCCAGGGAUGAGAACUGCACCGCUCCCCCGAACCCUUCGGUAGCCGCGCCCAAACCUAACCCAUGGAAACCUCUAAGCAACACCGAAAUUAUAGAUCUUCUUGCAUGGCUUCACGCUCCAGCUCAAGGGUUAAACUUGACGGCGUAUGAGGGCGCAACGACUUGGGAUAAUUGGGUUGGGGUUACAGAGCUUUUGGCACCGAACAAGACCGAUGCCCUGGCCUAUCUGGAUGGCUCAGGGCCCGCGCCGAAAAGAUAUGCUAGGGUCGUUAUCUCUUACGGCGCGACGGAAAAACCCUAUCUACAAGAGUACAUGGUGAGAUAUUCUCCUUCUUCCGCUUUGGCACGACACGCAUCCAGUUGAGUUGGGAUCUAACCACUGGGAUUUGUACACUAGGUUGGACCGAUUCCGGUUGUGCAAAACGUUACUAAGAUUGAACCACUUAACUACCUCUACAACAAGGGGGAGGGGAAAACUCCAAAUUAUGGUGCAGAUAGUGGCACUCAAAAAGUAUGGCUUGGGCUUAUUGCCCAAAAUAUGUCUGAUAUCACUCUGGAUCUUUUGGGAACGGUAAGUCGUCGAGGUGUUUCCCGCUCUCCAGGCUCCAAAAACCUUUGCAGGGUGGGAGCGUAGCGUUCGCUGGCAGCUGAUCAUUGAUAUUCUCCAUUAGGAUCAUAAAAAUUCGAGUCUCUGGGGGAUAGAUCCCCUCUGGGAAGAGAACGGAAGAAUUAUUAGUUGGACUCAGUAUUGGUCUUACCCGACUAGUAAUUACGAUUCUUCUACUCUUCUUCCUCAAGGUCUCUAUCUCAAAAUAGGUGAGCACCCCGUUCGACUUUGGUCCCCACUCCCCGUCGGGCUAACUUGACCGGUCAGACAUCACCGGACGUGAUUGGCAGGGGUGGAGAUUGCUUAAUAUUCUCUACGACAACAAGCUUUACGGAAGCAUUGAUGAGUUUCGGGCCGCUUGGAGGUCUCCUGGCUUUAGAAAACUUGCUAAGCAAGUCGACGGUGAAUGGACUGGCACCAGCCAGGCUGGCACAGCGCCCCUCUUAGACAUGCGGCCUCCCCCGAUACAGAUUCAACCCGACGGACAGCGGUUCGCAGUCGAUAAAGAUGCCAAGUACGUUGAGUGGAUGGACUUCGCUUUUUACAUUGGCUUCAGGCGAGACACCGGAGUCAAUCUAUAUGAUAUUAAAUAUAAGGGCAAAAGAAUUAUUUAUGAACUUGGUCUGCAAGAGGCAAUUGCACACUACGCCGGCAAUGACCCCACGCAGAGUGGAACAGCAUACCUCGAUAGCUACUACGGGUUCGGACCUUAUGUAUUUGAGUUAGUUCCCGGCUACGAUUGCCCCGCCUACGCCACAUUUCUCGACACGGCGGUGCACGAAGUUGGCACCACCACGACCAACAAGAACAGUAUCUGCUUGUUCGAGCAUGACGCCGGAUACCCCCUGCGGAGGCACACCUCCCCUUCCUACGUUUCGGUGACUAGGAACACCAUCUUCACACUUAGGUUUAUUUCAACGAUCGGUAACUAUGACUAUGAUCUCAGCUACAACUUUUAUCUCGACGGUUCGAUAGAGAUCAAAGUGAGGGCUUCGGGCUAUAUCCAGUCAGCUUUCUACGCCCAUAACGAAGACUAUGGAUAUCAAAUUCAUGACGCCACAUCCGGCUCCAUGCACGAUCAUGUUUUGAACUUCAAGGCGGAUCUGGACAUUCUCGGGACGAAGAAUACGUUUGAGAAGGUCAGCAUAGUACCAAAGACCACAGAGUAAGGUUACCAGGGAUCCUUCAGAUUUUACUUUCUAGGGCUCUCACGGUGCUGACCCCCUACCCCACAGUUAUGUUUGGUCGACUUCCCCACGGAACACCAUGCGUCUUGAACGUUCCUCGGUCCAGAAUGAGGACGAAGGAAAGAUAAAUUGGGCUGCAAACGGUGCUGCUAUGUACGCCGUCGUGAACAAGGAUCAACCGAACAAAUUCGGAUCGUCUCCUGGAUACAGGAUCAUGCCCGGUGAGUGGAUUUCCGAAAGGAUAAAGCCAAAAUUGGCGAUAUUUGAGGUCUGGAGAGAGAGGGAAAUGGAGUUAAUGAUAUUUCCCUGGAAAUUGUGUAGGAGCCGGAACACCCAUCCAUCUCACCGUCCAAAAUUCCAGUAACCUUCAGAAGGCAGCGGAGUUUUCCACUCACCACCUCUACGUUACAAAGCAAAAGGACACUGAACAGCAUUCGGCGGCAGCUGCGAAUUCCAUGAACCCGAAGGAUCCACUCAUCAACUUUGGAAAGUUCUUUGACGGAGAAUCAUUGCUCCAGGAAGACAUGUGCGUAGUAUCCCUGUCUCUCGUGCCGUCUCAUGCAGAGAAAAGACACAAAUGAAGAACAUCGUACUAAAACCAGGACCCUGGUCUCGAGCAGCGUCGUCUGGUUCAACCUGGGAAUGCACCACGUCCCCCACACCGGAGAUCUACCAAACACUGUCUUCACGACAGCCCAAUCCAGCGUGUUCCUCUCCCCACACAACUACCUACUGGGCGACCCAUCACGUGCUACGUCACAGCAGGCAGAAAUCAGAUUCGACUCUAAAACUGGAGAGGUGACGGCCGUGAACAUGUUUGGCUCGACCUUGCCGUCGUGCACAAGACCUGAUUUGGUAAGUGUGGACUACCUUUUUUUCUACUUUCGGGUUUGUCAUUUGGCUGACGCGCUCGACUAUCCGUGAAAUUGUUGUCUCGUAGACUGCGUUGUAUCCCGAUUUACGCUCUUAUAAGGGCCCUCAGUAUGUUAGAAAGUUUCCGCACGACGAGAACCCGGGGCAGUAGUCGAGUUGAACCGGAAUUAGGGGCCGAUUUGCUUCUUCCCUUUUAUUUUCUUUCUAGUUUAUCUAUUUGUUAAUCUAUUCACCUUGGGCCACAGAUAGUAGAAUAGAGUGGAGUCAGUAAUCAAGUAAGCAAGUAGGAAUGAGUUAUUACCAUUCGGGUGUCCAUACUGUCCGGUCAAGUGAUACAGAACCAAAACAAAGGAGAAAAACACCUUUUGGACGUUACAUCAGUUCGGCUAUUAUUCUUUUAUUUAUUUAUUUAUUUUUGCAAAUAAAUAGUACUCGGUAGCGAUAAGGCAAUGAAACAGCCGGACACGCCACGACACUCCUCCCCUCCGGAUUUCUGGGGAGGAGAAUAAUAAGAGAACUGUGGUAAAGGAGAAGAAGAAGAAGAAAAGAGAAAGAUGAAACGUAUGCAGAGGGGAGGAGAAGGAGAAGGCGGCGGUGCUGCAGGACAGUGUAGUAAGAAAAAGCUUGUCUCUUACGCAGAGUCGCGAAAUAGUAC